Prorocentrum cordatum is the source of this 5997-nucleotide messenger RNA. The record is from the annotation of a GenBank genome assembly. Lineage: Eukaryota; Dinophyceae; Prorocentrales; Prorocentraceae.
AUGGCCCGUACGACGGAUGAGUCCGCGGAGGAGCUCUUUGUCGACAAAGAGGGCAUCCCGCAUUGGGACGGCGAGAACAUAGCUCUCUUGCGCGAGUAUCGGAUGAGAGCGAUGGUGGAGUACAGCACGCAGUCGAGCACGACGGAGGCCGGGAAGGAGAAGCGGGCGAAUCUGGGCUUGCGCCUGACGCGAGGCCUGACAGGCCGCUCGUGGAAGGCAGCGGAGCCGCUCCUGGACGACAUGGAGUCUCUCACCCAGGACGGCUCCCACCAGAGGAUCAUCGAAGCUCUCGAUGGCCUGGACAAAGUGGCAGUGGUGCGCAAGCAGCAGAAGUUCGACGACUUCUUCAAGAGGUCUCGCCGCAAGCGCGGCCAGGAGAUCGUGGAGCACUUGAGGACCUUGCACAACAAGUACAAGCAGCGGACUGAGCUCGACACUGGGACGAAGCUCAGCGACGACCUCUACGCGCACUUCCUCCUCGAGGGGGCGAUGCUGACGGACGAUCAGAAGAGACUGGUCACUAUGGUAGCAGACAACAAGCACGAGACGAAAGCCUUCGAGAACACGCUGAAGACAAACUACCACGACCUCCAUCUGCAGGAGAAGAACCCCCGGCCGCCGCCGCCUCACCCCGCGGGGCGCCCGAAGGGCGGAGGCAAGGGCGGCAAGGACAAGUCCAAGAGGCAGCCGAGGGCGCACUACACCGCGGCGGACGACGUCGGCGACGAGGAGGAGGAGCAGCACGAGGACUACGACGACGAGGCCUACGAGGCCUACGAGGACGGCGACGCCGAGGAGGACUUCGCCAGCGACGCUGGCGCGAGUCGGGACGAGGCGAUCAACAACGCGCACGCCGCCUACGACACCGCCCGGGCUAAGGAGCGCAAGGCGGAGAUCGCCAAGGACAAGCAGCGCACGUACUGCGGGGCGCGCGGCAAGCUCGGACACUGGGCGGGGGACCCGGAGGGCCCCCUGGGUCCGAAGAAGCCAACAGCGAAGUCGAAGAGCCGACCAGACCCUCGCGGGCGAGCAGCGGCGCUCUCGCGCCUGGCCUGGAGCAGCUCAUCGGCUCCAGGCAGUGGCUCGCACGCGCCGAGCAGCAGCAGUGCCAAGAAGCGGACGGACGCGACUCUCUUCGUGCUGGACGACGUUGAGUACGACUCUGCCUUCUUUGCCAACUCGGACCGCGGCUCCGACCUCGGCUCCUUCAAGCUCGUGGGCAGCGACGCCGGCGACAGCACGAGCGGGGUCAGCGGCAGCGCCAGCACGAUCCCCCCGACGGUGAAGAGCGACGACGAGGUGCUGCCGUGUCCGAAGUGCUCUAAGGCCCUGGUGGCUCGCCAGAACCAUCGGAGUGGCGGCUGGUUCUUUGGAUGCAGCCAGUUCCCGGACUGCAAGGGCACGCUGGACUACAACGAGGGCGAGCAGCGGCUGCGCGAGGCGCGGUGCCUGCACCCCCGCGGCCUGAAGAUCAAGAUGACAGACCGCUGGAGAAGCUUCUCAUCGGCCUUCGGUAGGAGGCAGGAGGGGCGCGUGGUCGAGAUUCCAGUCGCCCUCGGCGGCCGCCACGGUGUGAUCUUCAGCACGGAGAUGGAGGAUUGCGACACCCCGCUCCCUGUCAGCCUGGCGUCGCAGGAGGCGUUGGGCGCCGUGCUCCACCUGAAGGAGAUGCGGAUGGAGCUACAGACGCUCGCAGUGGACGUGCAGCUGCUCAAGGCGCUGAAGGAGACGGCCUUCGAGGAGUCCGACGGCGAGGAGGUCCAGAUCGAGGAGGUUGGCCACGCCUUCCUGUCGCAGGAGAGCAUCGACGCCUACGAGGGGAGCUGCUUCGACCGAGCGAGGUUCGAGGCGGAGCGCUUCGUGACGGCCGACUUCCAGACGACGGCGGCAUUCGAGCCGUUUGGCGGCGAGCACAUCCUGACGCGCUACGGCGCGAGGGAGCACGGCUGGAUGCAGUCCCAGCCGCUGGGCGCGGACACGGGUAAGCCGACUAAGAAGCCGACAGGGUGGCUCACGAACAGCGCGGCGGUGGCGAACCACCUGAGCAAGCGCUGCGCAUGCCCGCCCGGCGCUCACCAGCAGUUGCUCGGGAAGAACUCGGGCGGCUACCGGGCGCAGCAGGCAGCGACCUAUCCCUCGGGCCUCGCGAAGGCCUUCUGUCGCGGCGUGUUCCAGCAGAUGCAGAUCGACUACCGCAGCUCGCUGGUCAUGGAUGCGGCCUUCCCGGUGGAGGAUGCUUCCCCUCGCGAGCGCUCGCGGGCGCGGAGCCCGCCGCGAGGAGAGCCAGAGCCAGAGGAGGAUCACCAGGAGGGCCCGCCUCUCGGAGAGGACGCGCCGCCUGCCGAGGCGGCUGCGGAGGCCCCGGAGGCACCGGCCGAGGUGCCCGCUGGGCCCAGGCGCGGCCGAGCGCCUGCUCGCCGCGAGCGCGGCGCGCGCCCUGGCGAGCGCCCGCUGGGCUUCCGUCGGGGGCGGCGCACGCAGCAGGGCGAGUUCGAGCUGCUGACGGCGGAGCUGCGUGCUGAGCUGGACACGUUCCGGAGCUGGCACAGGAGGCUGCUGGAGAAGAUGGGCGAUGAUGUCGAGAUGAUCAUCUGGGGCUCGGACCUCUUCCUGGGGGAGUUGGGAGGGGUCGUCAGCGAGCCGCUGAAGAUGGUGAAGGCCAGACGCGGAGGCCAGCGGCUUCAGACGGUGCAGCCGCAGCUUCACGCCGCGGACGCCCCGCUCAGGAUGGUCACCGUGCUCAAUGGCGACCAGCUCUACAGGCAGGGCUUCGAGGAUUGGUCGCAGCAGCCCCUGCAGGCACGACGUCGCUGGCUGCCGAGGCACCUGCUCGAGAACGACGUCGUGGUCUUCUACUUCGCGGGCCACGAGCGCGACGACCUGCCCGAGGGGCCAGCUGCCGCGCAGCAGCGGGACGCCUCGCGGGAGAGGGCACUGCGUCUGGGCAAGGCGACGGCGUUGGCGCUGAAGGCGGCGAGGCUCUUCGUCUGCGAGAGCUGCCGGCGAGUGCAGCGGCCCAGCAUCCCGCGCCCGAGCCAGCUCCCGAGGGUCGACGAGUUCAACGUGCUGCUCGCGAUGGCCUGCUUUGAGAGCGUCGACAGCGCCGGCAACAACAGGGACACUCACAAGAAUCCGAAGGCCUCGGAGGUCAGGAAGUUCUACGAGCUCUGCUGGGUCUCCUGGGCUGGCCAGCUGGAGGAGGCGACCAUGGUGGAUCGCGCGCGGUCCUUCCUAGGCGAGUUCGCGGACUACCUGGAGCAGGAGGGCGUGCGCCUGGACUCGGCCGCUCUGGCUUCGCCGUGGCACAUCGGCAAGAUGGAGCGUCACGACGGCAUCUGGAACUCGAUGCUCACGAGGGUGGUGCACGACGAGCAGGUGGCGGGCCUUGAGGAGAUGAGGACGGCUGUGACGGAGCGCAACAGGGCCAAGAACACGCUGGCCCGGCGGGCUGGCUUCAGCCCCUACCUCUGGGUCCUCGGCCGGGACAUCCGUCUCCCGGCGAGCCUCGCGGAUGACGCCGAGGUCGAGCGCGUUGGCGAGCAGGUGGCAGCGGCUACUCCAGGCUCGCGCUUCGCCCGCAAGGUCGAGAUCAGGACCCAGUGCAGGAUGGCCUUCAUCCAGACGGACACGGGGGAUCGACUUCGACGAGCAGAGCUUCGACAGAUACGGCCGACGAGGGGGCCGUUUGUUGUGGGCCAGUGGGUGCUCUUCUAUGACCAGGCGCAGCCGGUCAAGCAUCGGCCUGAACAUCCAGACAACUGGCGAGGGCUGGCGCGCGUGAUCGGCCAUGAGGGCCGGCACGGAGCGUGGCUCGCCUUCUGGGGCCUCACCGCGCUCGCGAGCCCAGAGCACCUGGCAGCCGCCACGGGCCACGAGAUCCACGCCUGGAGGUCGAUUGCGCAGGAGCAGGAGCUGGUGCACGACGCGCCCGUCGGCGGCGGCAGCGGCGUCGUGGACCUGCGAGGCCGGCCCAAGCCCCCAGCGACGGCGGAGCAGGAGCCCGCCGAGCAGGGCGACGAGAGCGGCAUGGACGUCGGGCCGCAGGCGGAGGCGCCGGAGGAGCAGCAGCCCGCCCCCGCUCCGCCUGAGCCGGAGGCCCCCCCGGCUCCGCCUGAGCCGGAGGCCCCCCGCGCGGCGCCGGCCGCGCCUGAGCCGCCUGCGGCGCCAGCCCCAGCAGUGGGGGCUGAGGACGUGCCAGUGCCGCCCGACCUGGAUUUCGAUGCGGCGGAGUUCGAUGCAGCGAUUCACGAGAUCAUGAGGGACGACGGGGUGCACUCGGAGCCUGAGCCGGGGGCACCCAUGGACUCGGCGGCGUUCGUGCUGGACAACGACCUGGAUGAGUUCUCGGAGGCAGGCCUGGAGACAUAUCAGCAGAACGAAGCCUUCUUCACUCAGGAGGGCAUCGGCAGGGAGGAGUUCCCCUUCGGGCUGAAGGAGAUCAAGCUCGGCAGCCUGCCGGAGGAGCAGCGCAGGAAGUUCCUGGACCGGGGUGGCAGCCGCGAUGAGGAGUGGCGCUCCUGGCAGGACUUUGAUGCGGCCGAGCCGGCCCCGCCAGAUGAGAGCGAGAAGCUUCGCUCGAACAAGGCCAACAUCAUCAUCCCGAUGCGCUGGGUGGACACGGACAAGAAUGACAGGAAGUACGAUGAGGCCGGAGCCCCUCUGCCGUUGCUCGCGAAGAGUCGCCUGGUCGUGGUGGGCUUUCGCGACCGCUUGCUGGGCAUGUUCAGGCGGGACGCUCCCGCGGCCUCGCGGCUGGCAGAGGCGCUGUUCCUGACGCUGGCGGCGGCCAUGGGCAUGAUCCUCUCCCUGGGCGACUCACGCCUGGAGCCGGCUCUCUUCUACAGGCGCGUGGACGGGCAGCUGAAGGGCAUCGCGGUCUCGCACGUCGACGACGCGCUGGUGGCGAGGAUGAAGGACAUGCAGCUGACGGACCUCCUGCCGAAGGUCCUGGGCACGUUCCAGUGGAUGUGGAGCGAGCUGCCUUUUACCUUCCAUGGCCGGGAGCUCUCGAGUGAUCCGAGAGGGAUUGUGGUCAAGAUGGUGAACUACGCGACUUCCCUCAAGCCGAUCAAGAUCCCAGCGGCACGGAGGAAGCAGUUGCAAGAUGACUUGAACGAGGAGGAGGCAAAGCAGUUGCUGCGGGUCUCUGGCGAGAUCGGCUGGCUGGGUCGACAGUGCCGUCUCGACCUGGCCCUCCUCUCGGGCGAGCUGCAGAGGGCCCGGGCGGCCCCGUGCGUGGCGGACUUGGUGAAGGCGAACCUGGCGGUGUCCGAGGCCAAGAAGGGCGCCGAGGUCGCGUUGGUCUAUCCAGCCAACUUGCGGCUGGCCACUGCGGUGGUCGGCGCGGCGGUGGACGCGGGCCACGCGAAUGGCCCGGAGCACGACGACAUCGAGCGCUACAGGAGCUGUGGCGGCCACGUGGUGCUCCUCACGACCGGCAGUACCUUGGCCGGGCAUCCAGCACCAGUGGCGGUGCUGGACUGGAAGAGCGGCAUGACGCAGAGGGUGCGCCGUUCGACCGUGGCCGCAGAGGCCAGCCACUUGGCGGACGCAGCGGAGGCAAUCGACUGGGCGGCAGUGCUGUUCAGAGAGGCGACGAACGUUUCAGUGGACCUGAUCAACUGGCAGGGGGAGGUGCAGCGGCUUCCCCGCUUCUGGGCCACUGGCGCGAAGUCCAGCAAGGACAAAAGGAUGGCGAUCGAGGGAGCCUUGCUCAGAGAGGUGUUGCGCUGCGAGGGCACCCAUCUUCGAUGGAUCGACGGUUCGCAGAAUAUCGCAGACGUGCUGACCAAGCUCGGGGUGGACAAGGUCUACCUGUACAAGGUACUGCGCGAGGCAAGGUGGAGCCUGGUGCAGGACCCAGCGGCGGCGGCGCCGAAGAUGAAGAAGAGUACGCAGAGGGCUAGCCGCAAGACAGCCAUCGACUCGAGGAAGACGGAGAAGCGGCAGUUGGACAAACUCGUGAGAGCUGGUGAGAUGCGGGACAUCGCAGAUUGA